Messenger RNA from Ipomoea triloba (trilobed morning glory), 635 nucleotides. RefSeq names its product ethylene-responsive transcription factor ERF021-like. Gene Ontology annotation, molecular function: DNA binding; DNA-binding transcription factor activity. The transcript has a single exon. Bases 12 to 548 code for a protein of 178 amino acids. Lineage: Eukaryota; Viridiplantae; Streptophyta; Magnoliopsida; Solanales; Convolvulaceae. Gene Ontology annotation, biological process: regulation of DNA-templated transcription. The record is from RefSeq and is a predicted model, not a curated record.
CUAAACACUACAUGGAUGGUAACACUGGCGGUAGGGCCGCCAGCGGAGGCGCCAUGUCGUCACCCUACCGGGGAGUUAGGAAGCGGAGGUGGGGCAAAUGGGUGUCGGAGAUUCGCGAGCCGGGAAAGAAAACGAGAAUUUGGUUAGGGAGUUUCAACACGGCCGAAAUGGCAGCAGUGGCUUACGAUGCAGCUGCAUUACACUUGAGGGGACCUUUGGCUCGACUGAAUUUCCCGAGUCGAGCACACGCCCUCCCGAGGCCAGCCAGCUCAAGCCCCGAGGAUAUCCGUUUGGCAGCUCACGAAGCCGCUUCUCAACUUGAGCAGUCCAUGGGAGAUACUCAGGGGGCAUCGGGCUCUGGUAUGAGUAACAUUCCUCCUGUCACAAUUGGACUGUCACAGAGCCAAAUUCAAGCCCUAAAUGACAUUCCACUUGGUUCACCAAAGAUUUGGGACCGUAUGACAAAUGAGUCUAUGUUUUUUAGUAAUGACUAUGAGAUGAUGAGUGACAAUGAAGACCAAGUAGAUGAUUCUCUUUGGGAUCCCUAGCUAGAGCAAGAAUAAGAGCUAUUGAAUGCACACCAAAUUUAGUGAUGGCCAAAAAGAAAAUUUAUUUUUGGUCACCACCACUAACAC